Alligator mississippiensis (American alligator) is the source of this 1129-nucleotide messenger RNA. RefSeq names its product small nuclear ribonucleoprotein polypeptide B2 (gene SNRPB2). Lineage: Eukaryota; Metazoa; Chordata; Crocodylia; Alligatoridae. Gene Ontology annotation, cellular component: U1 snRNP. The record is from RefSeq and is a predicted model, not a curated record. The transcript has 7 exons. Bases 222 to 902 code for a protein of 226 amino acids. Gene Ontology annotation, biological process: mRNA splicing, via spliceosome. Gene Ontology annotation, molecular function: U1 snRNA binding.
CUAGCAAACUCCGCGUGUGUCUUAGAGAAGGACUUAGGGGCCUGAUCAACCUCUAAUCGCUCCCCGUCACCGACCUAGACCUAGACGUAACCCGACAACUGCCGGCUCGACACAUUUGCAGACCGAAUGAACUUUGUAAUUUCUGCCCGACCCAAGUUUUGUUUACAACUGUAAUCGAAGCAAGCUUCUGGCCUGCACUGUACGAGCAGUGGGCAGCGGGGAUGGACAUCAGGCCCAACCACACCAUCUACAUUAACAACAUCAACGACAAGGUCAAGAAGGAAGAACUGAAGAGAUCCUUGUAUGCACUGUUCUCGCAGUUUGGUCAUGUCGUUGACAUUGUGGCUUUAAAAACUAUGAAAAUGAGAGGACAAGCUUUUGUUAUAUAUAAGGAACUUGGGUCAUCCACCAAUGCUUUGAGACAGUUGCAAGGUUUUCCAUUUUAUGGUAAACCUAUGCGGAUCCAAUAUGCAAAAACAGAUUCCGAUGUGAUCUCCAAAAUGCGUGGUACGUUUGCUGAUAAAGAAAAGAGGAAAGAGAAAAAGAAAGCCAAAUCCCUGGAACAAUCAGCUAAUGCAGCAAAUAAAAAGGUUGCUCAGGGAGCAACACAGAACUCAACAAAUGUCCAAGGGACUUCAUCACAGAACCAGCAGGUGCCUGAUAAUCCACCAAACUAUAUACUCUUCCUUAAUAACUUGCCCGAGGAGACAAAUGAGAUGAUGCUAUCCAUGCUGUUUAAUCAGUUUCCUGGCUUCAAAGAAGUACGCUUAGUGCCUGGGAGACAUGACAUUGCAUUUGUGGAGUUUGAAAAUGAGGGACAGGCCGGAGCUGCUCGUGAUGCUCUCCAGGGGUUCAAGAUCACUCCAUCCCAUGCCAUGAAAAUCACUUAUGCUAAGAAAUAACAUCAGUGGACAUUAUUUAAAAGGACUUUUAGGUUUUUGUUUUUUUUUUAGUAUCAUACCUUGUUUUUGCCCAACUAAAGUGUCUUUAUUUUUUUGAGGAAGAGUAAGGAGCCAUUUGUUGUAAAGCUACAAGUAAGAGAGCUGUCAAAUUUCUUUAUAUUUGAUAGUAACUUUUUGUGUGCUAAAAUUUUGUAAAAUAAAUGCAACUUUUAUUUGUGUUUAAGCUA